AUGGCUCAAGUAGUAGAAUCAAUCGUCAACUCCACUGUCGGAGAUGCCAAGAAAAGGCAAAUGGAUGGAUUCACCAUCGAGCAAAAUAACAAAACUCCUCUCACCACUUAUUUCGGUACCAAGAUCGCUGAGACCGAUAUUUCGUUGAGAGCUGGUGCAAGGGGUCCUACCCUUCUUGAGGACUUCCACAACAGAGAAAAGAUCUCACAUUUCGACCACGAACGUAUUCCUGAGCGAGUAGUUCACGCGCGAGGAGCAGGAGCUUUUGGAGAAUUCAAAUUGCACACUCCUUUAACAGGACUCACCACCGCCAAGAUCCUCACCGAUACUAGCAAGACCACACCUGCAUACGUACGAUUCUCCACUGUAGGAGGAUCCAGAGGAAGCGCGGAUUCAGUCCGAGAUCCAAGAGGUUUCGCUGCCCGUUUCUACACCGACGAAGGUAACUGGGAUCUUGUAGGAAACAACAUUCCGGUGUUCUUUAUCCAAGACGCUAUCAAGUUCCCCGAUCUCAUUCACGCCGUCAAACCCGAGCCUCAUAACGAGAUUCCCCAAGCCCAAACUGCCCAUGACAACGCUUGGGACUUCAUGGGACUUCACCCUCAAUCGACACAUAUGCAACAAUGGGCCAUGUCUGACCGAGCUAUCCCUCGAUCUUUCAGACACAUGCAAGGUUUCGGUGUACACACAUUCCGACUUCUCAACGCUGAAGGCAAGAGCACUUUCGUCAAAUACCACUGGACUCCUCAUCUUGGUACUCACUCUCUUGUAUGGGACGAGGCCCUUAAGCUUGCUGGUCAAGACCCCGAUUUCCACAGAAGAGAUCUUUGGGAUGCCAUUGAAGCCGGUGCUUAUCCCAAAUGGGAGCUUGGUGUCCAAAUCGUCAAGGAAGAGGAUGAACACAAAUUCGACUUUGACUUGCUUGAUUCCACCAAGCUCAUACCCGAAGACGAAGUUCCCGUACAAAACAUUGGUACCCUCACAUUGAACAGAAACCCAGUCGACUACUUUGCUGAAGUCGAGCAAGUCGCUUUCUGUACUCAACACAUCGUACCAGGUAUGGACUUCACCGAUGAUCCUCUUCUUGCUGGUCGAAACUUCUCGUACCAAGACACUCAAAUUUCUCGACUCGGUGUCAACUUUGGUGAUAUCCCCGUGAAUAGACCAGUUUGUCCUUUCAUGACCAACCAAAGAGACGGUCAAGGUACCAUGUUUAGCAAGACCAACAGGACAGCCUACCACCCCAACCGAUUCGACACUUUACCAACAACUGAACCUGCAAAGGGUGGAUUCAAAUCUUAUCCUGAAGUUGUUUCAGGUAUCAAGGAGAGAAUGCACGGACCUAAAUUCAAUGAAUUCACCAGCCAAGCACAACUGUUCUACAACUCCAUGUCCGAACCUGAGAAGAAGAACAUCAUCUCCGCCUACCAAUUCGAAUUAUCCAAAUGUUACGAAACCAUUGUUCAACAAAAUGCUAUCGACCGAAUCAACUUGAUCGACCAUGAUCUCGCUCUUUCUGUCGCUGAAGCAUUAAAGGACGUUACAGUCAAAGACGCUGUACCUAAUCACGGUAAAAAAUCAGCUUAUCUUUCCUUGGUCGAGGGUAAAAACCAAACUUUCACUGCCAAUGGUCGAAAAGUUGGUAUCUACCUUCUUCCAGGUUACAGCUAUGCUCAAGUCGAACCUCUAAAAGUUGCACUUGCCGCUGCUGGUAUGAUGGUCAAAUUUGUUGGUCCCGCUACAGGAAAAGUAGAAGCUGGAAACGGUAUGACUCAAGUCGCCGAAUUCACUUUCGAGAACUCUCGAUCAACACACUUCGAUGCUCUCAUCUUCAUUGGUGGUGAUUCCGAUGAUUACCCCAAGAAGCUCAAGAACGGUCGACUCAUCCAUGCUGCAAGAGAAGCUUACAUGCAUCUCAAAGCAAUUGCUGCUACUGGUAACGCCGUAGGAUGGCUCACCGACCUUGCUCUUCCAGGAGAUUUACCAUCCGAUGCCAAAGCAAAGACCGAAAUCACUCAAGCAAACGGUGUUCUUCUUGCUCCUUCAGUCGGAACAGGUGCAGAAUUCUCCACUCAAUUCAUCAACUCAGUAGCCAAGCACAGAGUUUGGGACAGAGAGGUUGACCACAUCGCCGCUUAA
Kwoniella shivajii is the source of this 2139-nucleotide messenger RNA. RefSeq lists its product as uncharacterized. The transcript is spliced from 7 exons. Gene Ontology annotation, molecular function: catalase activity; heme binding. Bases 1 to 2139 code for a protein of 712 amino acids. Lineage: Eukaryota; Fungi; Basidiomycota; Tremellomycetes; Tremellales; Cryptococcaceae. The record is from RefSeq and is a predicted model, not a curated record. Gene Ontology annotation, biological process: response to oxidative stress; hydrogen peroxide catabolic process. Gene Ontology annotation, cellular component: cytosol.